GUCCGACAGAAAUAAAAGCGUUGAAGGCAAAGAGAAAAUUCGUAGAGACUUCGCCGAAAUUUCUCAGAUUCUGCACUUUUGUUGAGGAUUUUUCAACUUUCUGCUUUUCUAUCCACUCGCCCUGUAUCGAAUCCAUAGCUCCAGUACACUUUCCUUUUUCUCUCUUAAAGGAUUUGACGACGAAAUCCGCCAGCAGAGCCCGUUUGGAUGCUGAGAAAACGAAGGAAAAGAACUGGAAAUUUUCCGUACCUGAAUUGAGGAGGGAGAUUUCGAUUCGCGCUGAACUCGUUGAGGUUUUAUAUAUGUGACGGAGAAAAUAGGAGGAAUAGUGGUGUGGUGGUGAUACUGUGAGAUUCUUUUCUUUCACUUUCUCAGCAAGCAAACAGGGCAGUUCGGUGGGAAAUUAAUAAUGCAAACGAGGUAUAUGGAGAGAUCGAGUAGUAUAGCGAGAGAGAAGCGAGGUUUAGAUUCAAGUUCCGCUGAGGAAGAGCAGCCUGAAAGGAAGAGACCUGCUUUGGCUAGUGUAAUUGUUGAAGCCCUGAAGGUGGACAGUAUGCAGAAACUUUGCUCAUCACUGGAGCCUAUUCUACGUAGAGUUGUUAGUGAGGAAGUGGAGCGUGCUUUAGCAAAAUUAGGUCCUGCCAAGCUUGGUGGGAGGUCUUCUCCCAAGCGCAUAGAAGGUCCUGAUGGAAGCAAUUUACAAUUACAAUUCAAGACCAGGCUAUCCCUUCCCCUCUUUACUGGUGGGAAAGUGGAGGGGGAGCAGGGCACUGCCAUACAUAUUGUAUUGAUUGAUGCAAACACAGGCCAUGUUGUCACAUCUGGCCCAUCAUCAUGUGUCAAAGUAGACAUUAUUGUGCUUGAAGGCGAUUUCAAUAAUGAGGAUGAUGAUAAUUGGAGUGAAGAAGAAUUUGAGAGUCAUGUUGUGAAAGAACGAGAAGGAAAAAGACCUCUUCUGACUGGUGAUCUGCAAGUGACACUGAAGGAGGGUGUAGGAACACUAGGUGAGCUUACAUUUACAGACAACUCUAGCUGGAUAAGGAGUAGGAAGUUCAGGUUGGGGCUCAAAGUUUCCUCGGGUUGUUGUGAGGGAAUGCGUAUUCGUGAAGCCAAAACAGAAGCUUUCACUGUUAAGGAUCACCGUGGAGAAUUAUACAAAAAACACUACCCACCUUCCUUGAAUGAUGAGGUUUGGAGACUGGAGAAGAUUGGCAAGGAUGGGUCUUUUCACAAAAGGCUACAUAAAGCAGGAAUACAUACUGUAGAAGAUGUCGUACGACUUGUGGUCAGAGACCCACAGAGAUUGAGGAAUAUUCUUGGGAGUGGCAUGUCAAAUAAAAUGUGGGAUGUUCUUGUUGAGCAUGCCAAGACUUGCGUUCUCAGUGGAAAACUUUAUGUAUACUAUCCUGAUGAUGCAAGGAAUGUUGGUGUUGUUUUCAAUAACAUUUAUGAGCUGAGUGGCUUAAUCACCAAUGACCAAUAUUACUCGGCUGAUUCUCUCUCUGACAGUCAAAAGGUUUAUGUGGAUACAUUGGUGAAGAAAGCAUAUGAGAAUUGGAUGCAUGUUAUCGAGUAUGACGGCAAGUCUCUGCUAAAUUACAAUCAGAAUAAGACUUUGGGCAUCUCCCAACCUCAGGUUCAAAUGGAUUCCCAUGAUUAUUCAAAUUCAAACACACUUGAUCCACAGAUCUCCAUCCCAACUCUACCAGUUCCUGUACCUAUAGGGCAGCCUUCAAUGGAUCCAGGAGUAACAGUUGGAGGCUAUCAUGAUGGGACAACAACCAGAUUCUCAAUGCAACCACAGGAUGCUAAUCUUAAUUCUUCUAUUCAGUUUGAUACUACUGCAUUCACUCUACAAAACCAGCUUAUGAAUGUUUCGCACCAAUCUCAACUCCUAAGAAAUGAAAAUGGGCUGACUCUUGGUCCACCACAAUCAGCCACUCCUGGCUUUCAGACUGUCAGUGUUUCAAAUCCUACUUAUAGAGGAUUUGAAGACUUCUUCCCGGAAGAGGAUAUUCGUAUUAGAAGUCAUGAAGAGGAUAUUCGUAUUAGAAGUCAUGAAAUGCUAGAAAAUGAAGAUAUGCAACAUCUGCUCCGUAUUUUUAAUAUGGGAGGACAAUCUCAUGCUUCCUUUAGUGCACCUGAAGAUGGGUACCCUUUUUCAUCUGCUUACAUGCCUGCGACCUCCAUGAGCUACAACUUUGAUGAUGAACGAAACCGUUCCUCAGGAAAGGCUGUUGUGGGCUGGCUCAAGCUUAAGGCAGCUUUGAGAUGGGGCAUUUUUAUUCGCAAGAAGGCUGCUGAGAGACGUGCACAGCUUGUUGAGCUUGAUGACUCAUAGAAUAUGAAAUUGGAGCCAUCUCAUCUGUUAUGGUCUGAGCAAUAACUUUUGUGGAUAUAGCAUCAAAUGCUCCUUUCCUGGCAUUCACAAUGACUUUCAUGCUGAAGUUUUAUAGCAUAAGUAGACUGGAAGUCUGGAUUGAAUUAUUUGGUGCAGCCUUAAAGCUCCCACUCUGCCUUCAUAAACAGUUGUGCGGCGACCUCUGCCUGUACAGGAAUAUCACCCUGCAACAACUCUUAUAUCUAUUUUACUUGUGAUGCUUUUCACUCUAUAUUCCUGCUGCUUGUGAAGACCUGACAGUUACUACCUCGUAACAGAAGAAGUCUGCUGCGGCUUGAAAUUACUGGGGUCUCAGGUCUGGAAACUCGGGAAAACUACGGUCAUUUGUUUACAUUUAGCAGGACGUAUUGAAUUUUGUGUUCUAAUGGGGUUGAACCUAACUGGUGUGUUUUGUGUAGUUGCCUUCUUGUUCAAUAGUUGUAAUCAAUACUGAAUUGCUGGAUUCAGAACUGUUAUUUUGUUUGUUUGUUUGUUUUAUGAAUGUUUCAGCAGACUGCAUGCCUUGUCAGGGGCUACUAGUUUUGUAAUACUAUCUAAAAAGUGAGAAAAGAUGUUAGACCUAACCUGUUAUA
Gastrolobium bilobum is the source of this 2973-nucleotide messenger RNA. RefSeq names its product calmodulin-binding protein 60 D-like. The transcript is spliced from 8 exons. Gene Ontology annotation, molecular function: sequence-specific DNA binding; calmodulin binding; DNA-binding transcription factor activity. Gene Ontology annotation, cellular component: nucleus. Bases 410 to 2341 code for a protein of 643 amino acids. The record is from RefSeq and is a predicted model, not a curated record. Lineage: Eukaryota; Viridiplantae; Streptophyta; Magnoliopsida; Fabales; Fabaceae. Gene Ontology annotation, biological process: regulation of salicylic acid biosynthetic process.